Molecule: messenger RNA, 414 nt
Organism: Ctenocephalides felis (cat flea)
Lineage: Eukaryota; Metazoa; Arthropoda; Insecta; Siphonaptera; Pulicidae
Exons: 3
Coding region: 1-414 (137 amino acids)
Source: RefSeq, a predicted model, not a curated record
AUGUACAAAGCCCAUACUUGUUUGUGGUCAAUAAGUGACGAGGCAUAUCAUAAUAAACAAAUGCGCAAUAAUGCGUUAAAUUCAAUGGUGCCGGCAUUUAAAGAAAUUAAUCCAGAUGCAACUAUAGCCACAGUGGAUAAAAAAAUUAAAAGCAUUAGGAGCGUUUUUAACAAGAAGGUUAACAAGAUAAAAGCUUCUAUGCGCUCGGGCUGUAGCGCACAAAACGUCUACAAGCCAAAACUCUGGUACUUCGAUCAUCCUAAAUUUUUAGAUGAUCGACACUACCCAAACAUGAGGUCUCUGUGCAGGAGUUCAGAAGAACUUUCAGACGCGAGGCGACAAUCGGUGAUAAAACGAGAGCAUCUCGAGCAGCGAAUUGUUAGCGACGAUACCGGUAUUCGACGGAUCGUCUGA